GGCGAGCUCCUUCUUAGGCCAUGGCGAGCCUGACCUCCACGUCCCUUUCCCUCCACCCAAAACCCUCCAGACUCUCGAUAUUAGGGUUUAGAAGCGAAACCCUCCGGACCCACUCCCACGAUCCUCCCUUCCUCCCCAAACCCUUCCAUUUUCCUGUUAAAACCCUAACCCUAAUUCUUAAAUCCCCCGACUCCCGUUCCCCAUUCCUCCCACGGCCCAUUUCCUCUGUGCCCAAUGCCUCAUGCUCUCGAUCCCCCCACUGCCCCCAUCCCCACCAGAGAAUCCUUUGGAGGAUCUGCGCUGAGAAAGCCGCCGUCUUGCUCGUUGGUUCGCUUCUGUUCCUUGGGAGAUUCAAUGGGAGGCCUGCUUUGGCCCUCGGUGAUGCCCGAAGGAGCGAUUUUUCUAAGCCGUUGGAGGAAAAGAUGGAUGCGCGGGAAGGGAAAGAGGAUGAGGAGGAGAGGUAUGUGAAGAUUUUGGAGAGGGAUCCGACGGAUGUGGAGGCGCUAAAGGUGGUCUUAUAUGGGAAGAUGAGGAAGGGGAAGACGAAGGAAGCGGUGGAGUACGUGGAGAGAUUGAUUGCUUUGGAGCCGGACGAGGUGGAGUGGAGGCUCUUGCAGGCUCUGUCAUAUGAACUGAUGGGGAAUCUGGCCAAGGCCAAGAGGCUCUUUAAGGAGAUCUUGAAGGAGAGACCUCUCUUGCUCAGAGCUCUGCAUGGGUUGGCAUUGGCUAUGCAUAAAAAUCAUGAAGGCCCAGCUGUUUUUGACAUGCUGAAUAAAGCUUUAGAACUUGCACGUCGUGAGAAGAGAGUCACUGAAGAGCGGAAUAUAAAAAUUUUGAUAGCUCAAAUGCAUGUUGUGAAGGGUGACUUAGAAGGGGCCUCAAAGCAAUUUCAAGAUCUCAUUAAUGAGAAUCCUCGAGAUUUUCGGCCUUAUCUUUGUCAGGGGAUCAUAUAUAGCCUGUUAGACAGAAAGAAGGAAGCUGAUGAACAGUUUGAAAUUUAUCAAAGCCUCAUUCCUGACGAAUUCCCCCAGAGAAGUUUCAUUGAUGAUGUCAUACUGGCUGCAAAAACAGAAUCUCAAGAACGGUUUGAGAAAAAGUUUGAAUCUGAGUUCUCAAAUAGAAACUAAAGACCCAAGAGCAUUGUGAGAUAGAUCAUUUAGAUGAACUGGAUGAUGAUUGUGUAAUCAAUGGUCAUUUCUUGUUUUUGGGAUAUCAAAAAGCGAAGUGUUUGUGUAAUUUUCUUCUCACAAAUGAAGACCUAGUCAGAAAUGAAAUCCAAUUUAGUCAUUCUCUUGCAACCAA
Molecule: messenger RNA, 1302 nt
Organism: Elaeis guineensis (African oil palm)
Lineage: Eukaryota; Viridiplantae; Streptophyta; Magnoliopsida; Arecales; Arecaceae
Product: protein SLOW GREEN 1, chloroplastic
Molecular function (GO): protein binding
Source: RefSeq, a predicted model, not a curated record